AUGACGAACGCAACACGCGACUAUGGUGACCUCAGAGUCACCAUGACCUCAGCCUUCGACUGGGUCUGGAGUGACAAGGGUAGCGGAGCCUCAAAGGACUUUGAAGCCUACCACCCCAAAGCUCAGGGAAAUUUGCGUCCUCUGGGAUCUGUUGGUUUUUCUUCAUAUGGUGAUAGGAAUGGCAAGUUUGCUGUCAUCCUUGUUGGGAACAAUCCAAGUUCUACUGGCAAAGCAGCGGUCGCUAGUCCCACUGGAUACGAUCUGAUUUGGCGUGAUGAGAAGAGCGGAGGUAGUCAUAACGGAUCUUUCUGGAGACCCAGAGCACCGAGUGGCUCGAACUACUUCAGAUCAAAAGUUUGGGAUGAUCAUAAGUCGGGAGCCAAGUCUGAUUGUUCUGUGUGGGACAUUGGUCUCCCUAAUAUUGGUGCGAACGGGGGAGAAAACAUCCCGAUCUCAUGCGAGACUUUCCGCGUCAAUAACAGCUGGUCUGAGCCCAACAAUGGCCUCGCACAAGUUCUCGACCUAUCAAAUCCCAAACGCUUCACAGAAUUCACUGCUCCCCCACCAACUUUCACGAAAAACAAUAUUCCAAAAGGUGGCGAUGCAUUCAACCGCAUUGAUCAAUGCCAAGUCACACUUCCUUUCAACAUCUAUUUCCCCCCCACAGACGCAGCAAGCCUUAGAACCAUCAGCUACCCAUUCUGCAAUCUCACUCGAAAAAUAGCUUGGUAUGUCCACACGGCGCACACCAAUAAUAGCGGAGGCCAGAUUUCCGACUCCACCACAGUUACAAAAGGUGUCAGCAAGACGCUAGCAGAGGAGAUGACACACUCUGCAGGAGUUUCCAUAUCUGCUUCGUACGGUAUCAAGGGUUUCGGCAUGGAUGUUAGCCUCAACUAUCAAUUUACAUCGACCACUUCCUCCUCCUUCACCGAGUACGAGGAGACUACGCGCACGCAGGGGUAUACUGUUCCGCCAUAUGAAGCUACCAUUUUCCUCAGCAAGCGAAUUUGGAUUCAGGCCAUUCGCGCAGAUGGAUCUAUUGUUCUCAGAGAAAUCAACUUCAACGCCAACGAAGACAUCCAUCUUAUCGGGGUCUCUCUUAAGUAG
This is a messenger RNA of Botrytis byssoidea, 1110 nucleotides long. RefSeq lists its product as uncharacterized. The transcript is spliced from 2 exons. NCBI's taxonomy places the organism in Eukaryota, Fungi, Ascomycota, Leotiomycetes, Helotiales, Sclerotiniaceae. The coding region runs from base 1 to 1110 and encodes 369 amino acids. The record is from RefSeq and is a predicted model, not a curated record.